Molecule: messenger RNA, 1905 nt
Organism: Marasmius oreades (fairy-ring Marasmius)
Lineage: Eukaryota; Fungi; Basidiomycota; Agaricomycetes; Agaricales; Marasmiaceae
Exons: 5
Coding region: 96-1766 (556 amino acids)
Source: RefSeq, a predicted model, not a curated record
AGCCGUCCGAAAUUUGAUAGAUGUCUGUCGUACGCCUUUGAAUCGUUGACUCAUGCAAUCUUAGUUUAUCCUGUUACACCUUCUGUUCCUCCACCAUGCCCUCUUACCUCUCCACAGUUUCGGCUGCAAUUCAGCUAGUAGGUUUGACCCUCGUAGCCUGCAAGCCAAUAGCCAUAGACACCCAGGCCAACAUCACUUAUCAAGGCAUCCAGCACAACGGUGUAGAACAGUUCUUGAAUCUUCCAUAUGGCCGAGAUACAGGAGGCCAAAGGCGUUUCUCCAACCCAGAACCUUACGUCUUCCCUCCGAAAACAUUCACAUACGAUGCGACGUUACCUGGUCCUGCCUGUCCGCAAUCCACGGAGCCGAGCUUGAAUCAGAGCGAGGAUUGUUUGAAAUUGAGGGUCGCUAGGUCUGUGGGAGCGAAAGAAGGGGAUAAGUUACCCGUGAUGGUGCUUAUAUAUGGUGGUGGCCUGUUUUCUGGGCAUAUCAACAACCCAGCGUAUGAUCCUGAAAAUCUGAUCCUCCAAUCGGUUCAAAAUGGUUUACCUGUCAUUUACGCGGCUAUGAACUAUCGUUUGAACAUAUUUGGCUUUGCGUCGUCGGAACCGCUUCGAGCCAACAAAUCUUUGAAUCUGGGUCUCAAAGACCAGAGAUUGGCACUUGAAUGGAUACAACAAAACGUUGGUUAUUUCGGGGGCGAUCCUGAGCGUGUCACCAUCUUUGGUCAAAGCUCUGGAGCGUUGAGUGUAACUCUUCAGAUUCUUGCAAAUGGCGGUAGUAAGCCGAUUCCAUUUCACGGCGCAAUCGUGGAAUCGACCGCACUCGAACCAGGCAGCACCAGUAAUAUUACGGUUGACACCUACAAUGCCGUCGUGGAACUGGCCAGCUGCAACAUUGAUCACAAUCCUCAAUCAGCUAGUUCUCUCGAGUGCCUCCGUGCCCUUCCCAUGGAGCAACUUCUGAACAUUACCAUCACUCAACAUGAUUCGACUGCUGAUCAAAACGAUGGAGACACGUACUUACCAACCGUAGAUGGCGACUUCCUCCCACUUGCCUCCUCUGAGCUCACCCAAAAGGGCAUGUUCCCUAAGGUUCCUGUUAUGAUCGGAUGGACGCAGGAUGAUGCCACCCUGUUCACUAACACCAACAUCGAUACUUCCUCCGACACGAGGGAUUUCAUUCACCUCUUCUUCCCGGAUCUUACGAACGCCACGCUGUCAGCUCUCCUCACACUCUACCCCUCGUCCGAUUUUGCUCCCACCACCAACUUCUCCGCAGAAUUCUAUCGAUCUGCAACGAUGUUCCGUGACAUACUCCUCGUCUGUCCCUCCUUCCUUUUCGGCCAUGCCAUGGCCCAAAAGUAUCGAGCCGACAAUGAGACACCGCCCGUGUACUAUUUUGAUCAGAAUCAAACUGUAUACGGGAACUUGAUCGAGGGAUUAGGCGUUGUGCAUUCAGCCGAACUUGCUUAUGUUUUCGCCAACUUCAAGGAUUUGGUAUUUAACUUUACCGGGGAUAUUCACCCUACUCUCGGAGACUUUGAGCUGCGAAAGCGAGAAUCACGAUCUUGGAGCAGUUUCGUGAAUCGAGGUCGGCCGACGGUAGAUGGGCAUGAGACUUUAGAGGGAUGGGAACUGGCGUACGGAAGCGAGGGCGGAAUGUUCGAUGCUAAACUCUAUGUUAUUGGUGGUCCACAUGCGGGAAUUUCAUCUAUCGAUGGAAACGGAGCCGAAUUUGAAGUGGAGAGGCAGAAGCUGAGGUAAAGAUGCGAGUUUUUGAACAGAGAUGAGAUUAUUUCCCAAUUGAAGUAUUAGAUAUAUUAUUCUUUGGUUCUAGAAUCAUUGUGUACGGUUGCUCCCACUAGGAGAAUACUUACCAAAAGAAAAAUGAUUGAUUUCACGU